AUGGUUCGUAAAACAUCAACUUCAUCAAAAGUAAAAAAACGAAAAGAAGCCUAUAAGCGGCAACUAAAAGCAGAUUCAAUUCCGUCAGAUUGCGUCAACUUUGUUAAUAAAGAUAUGCCAGCUAUAUUUUCUGAUGUGAUCAAGAUGAAAGAGCAAUUUGAUGAUUACAAAAUCAUUAAAGAUGUUAUUAAAAAACUUGUAUCAAAAGUUUCUCGUCUAGACAAUGAACGGAAUAGACAACUACAGAUUCGAAAUAAAAAAAAAAUAGAAGCUACUAUUAGCAAUGAAAAAUCAAUCUUAAAGCGUACCAGACAAAUCAUUUGGUUCAAAACAAAAUAUCAGAAUGUUUUAUUUCGUAAAAAGGAAAAUGAACGUGCAAUAAAAUACUUUCGAGAUAAAUAUCAUAAUAACAAUGAUUUUCGUGAGAAACAAAAGUCUCGGAUAAAAGAACAUAUUUUAGUAAAAUACCAUAAGAACACAAAUUUUCGUGUCAAAAAUAACGCACGUGCAAGCCGACGUAUUUUAAAUAAAUAUCAUACUAACAAAACAUUUCGUGAUAAAGUUAAAACACAAUCAAAUAUUCAUAUUUUAAAUAAAUAUCAUACUAAUAAAACGUUUCGUGAUAAAGUUAAAAAACAAUCAAAUAUUCAUAUUUUAAAUAAAUAUCAUACUAAUAAAGCAUUUCGUGAUGAAUAUAAAGAACGUAUGAAAACACAAUUUUCGGAAAAAUAUAAAUCUAAUAAGUCGAUACGAUUGAGAACAAUUGAACGAACAUUGAAUUGGUAUCGAAAUAAUAACACGUCAGAGAGAAAAAAUCUAAGACGACUUUAUAAUCAUAGCAGACGUGUUAUGAAAAAAUAUACUAUUAUUCAAAGUCAUAAAUAUGCAGCUAAACAUAGAAAUUUAUAUAUGGAUAACUUGAAUAGAUUUCGACAAAUUGUUCGAGAAGGACCCGAUUAUGUUUGCGUAUCAUGUCAAUUAGCACUUUUUCGUAAUCAGGUUGUACCAUUUGUUGAAAAAAAGGCAAAACAAAUGGAUCUGUAA
Molecule: messenger RNA, 1044 nt
Organism: Rotaria sp. Silwood1
Lineage: Eukaryota; Metazoa; Rotifera; Eurotatoria; Philodinida; Philodinidae
Source: the annotation of a GenBank genome assembly